Messenger RNA from Haliaeetus leucocephalus (bald eagle), 2162 nucleotides. RefSeq names its product N-acetylglucosamine-1-phosphodiester alpha-N-acetylglucosaminidase (gene NAGPA). Lineage: Eukaryota; Metazoa; Chordata; Aves; Accipitriformes; Accipitridae. Bases 1 to 1716 code for a protein of 571 amino acids. The transcript is spliced from 12 exons. The record is from RefSeq and is a predicted model, not a curated record.
AUGGACAAAAUCCUAAUCCUCCAAAUGAAGAUGAUGAAGCUGCAGUGGCUGAGCCCCCCCAGCGACCCUCUGCUGCAGCCCUAUUUCCCCUCCCGGCACGGCCCGCGGCACAACCACAGGUACGUCAGAGACUGUCAGCCCCUCAAGUACGGCAACGUAACACACGAAACUUGGCCCAGCGACAACAGGACGGGCGGCCCAGUGGCUACCACCAGAACGUUCGUUUCGUACGUCCCCCCGGAGGGCAAGGACCACAAGGUGGUCUAUGGCCACUUCACUUUUGUGAGGAACCCCCUGAGGACCUUCUCUGUGCUAGAGCCGGGCGGUGUGGGAGGCUGCCAGGCUCAACGCAGAGCCCCCGUGGAAGAGACCGCAAAGCUCGGGAAGUGUCUCGUGGCCCAGAACGGCGGGUACUUUGACAUGGGAACCGGAGAGUGUCUUGGGAACGUUGUGAGUGAUGGAAAGCUGGUGAAAAACUCUGGAGGCCUGCAAAACGCUCAGUUUGGCAUCCGGAAGGAUGGCACCAUGGUGUUCGGUUACCUGUCUGAGGAAGAUGUCUUGGAUCAAGCAAACCCUUUUGUGCAGCUUGUGAGUGGGGUAGUUUGGCUCCUAAGAGAUGGAGAAGUGUACAUCAGUCAGAGUCAAAUGGCUGAGUGUGGUGAAAUUCAAACCACAGGAACCUUUGACAAGUUCAUCAAUGUGAUAUCAGCCAGGACCGCAGUUGGACACGACAGUCAGGGGCAGCUGGUCUUGGUUCAUGUGGAUGGACAGACGGAAUCCAGAGGAGUCAACCUCUGGGAAAUGGCUGAAUUUCUGAAGCAUCAGGGAAUUGUCAAUGCUAUCAACCUGGAUGGUGGAGGGUCUGCAACGCUGGUCUUAAAUGGGACCCUUGCAAGCUAUCCGUCUGAGCACUGCUCCUUUGACAACAUGUGGCGUUGCCCUCGGAGCAUCUCGACCAUAAUGUGUAUCCACGAGCCUGCCUGCGAACCUGCAGACUGCAGCGGACACGGGAACUGCGUGGAAGGGGAGUGCCACUGCACUGAGGACUUCUGGAGAGGUCCAGCCUGUGACAUCUUGGACUGUGGCCCUUCCAACUGCAGCCUGCACGGCAUCUGCACCGACUCUGGAUGCCGGUGUGAUGCUGGCUGGAUUGGCACCAACUGCAGUGAAGCUUGUGCUAGUGGUUUCUAUGGGGAUGCUUGCACCCAGAAAUGCCAGUGCCAGAAUGGUGGCUCAUGUGACCCUGUGUAUGGAGCCUGUUCCUGCCCGGCUGGGUACUAUGGCACCAGCUGUGAGCAAGAGUGUCCCAUGGGCUGGUAUGGGCCAAACUGCCAGAAACGAUGUGCAUGUGAACACAUGUGUCCCUGCGACCGGGAGACAGGCAGCUGCAAUGUCACCUAUGAAUUGGCAGUACAGGACCAGUUAAACAAAGCUGGGCGGUGUUUGGCUUCCCAGAAUAAGGGAAGGAGCAAAGAAAAAUUCUCUUUGUCAGAAAAAACCUGGAUCUUCAUGACCUCUGUCUUGGCUCUGCUUCUGGUAAUUAGCACCAUGGGAAACAUAGGCCUUUUUCUCAAGGCCAGGUCAGAGAGGUGCCAUGAGAGUGGUAACUAUCUCUACCACCCCCUGAGGGAGAUGAAUGGGGAAGCCAGUCACACCUCCACAUCUGCUGCCUGCAAGACAGAAGAUACUCAGGACCAAAGCCAGGCACUCCUGUAGAGUCCCAGAUGAGAAGAGAUGAGAAGCUGGUGUGCUCUGCUCAGCUGUGUGGGCUGCCACUGAGGGACCGCAGCCUGGAGCUCUCCCACUUGGGGAAGGGAAGAGAAGAGACAGCAGCAGCCUGGCAUGGUCAGCACAACAGGACCAAGUCAUGGGACUGAGCUCACCCUACCCCAGCCUGAUCAGCCCAGCAGGACAGUCCAUGUGGUGGCCCUUGCUCACUGCUGCUAGAACUGCCCUUCCCUUGUCAGAGGGAACACCCACCAGCAGUGAGCUGGGGCUUCCAUGAGGAAGAGCUUCAGGCAGCCCAAGAUCCUGAACAUCUCAGCUGGAAAUCUGACCUUUUACUAGAACACAUCCUUGCACAAUGCAUUUAAAAAAAAAAAGUGAGUUUGCUUCCACGUGAGGGAAAACUAGCCUCUAAUGUGCUACUCUAAUGCUGUAAA